This is a messenger RNA of Nipponia nippon (crested ibis), 1691 nucleotides long. The record is from RefSeq and is a predicted model, not a curated record. NCBI's taxonomy places the organism in Eukaryota, Metazoa, Chordata, Aves, Pelecaniformes, Threskiornithidae.
CAUCUGUCUACCCACAAACACACGCAGAGAGAGAGACAAGUACAGACAGUGAAACUCGACGAGACCAGCCAUGGUAGCAAGGGCUCAGCCUGAUCGGAAACAAUUACCGCUGGUCCUACUGAGAUUGCUUUGCCUUCUCCCUACAGGGCUGCCAGUCCGCAGCGUGGAUUUUACCCGAGGUACCGAUAACAUCACCGUGAGGCAGGGGGACACAGCCAUCCUCAGGUGUUAUGUAGAAGACAGAAGCUCCAAGGUGGCCUGGUUAAACCGUUCUGGCAUCAUUUUUGCUGGAGAGGACAAGUGGUCCCUGGACCCUCGAGUAGAGCUGGAGAAGAGAAACCCCCUGGAAUACAGCCUGCGGAUCCAGAAAGUGGAUGUCUACGAUGAGGGGUCUUAUACAUGUUCAGUGCAGACACAGCAUCACCCCAAGACUUCCCAGGUUUACUUGAUCGUGCAAGUUCCACCAAAGAUCUCCAAUAUCUCCUCGGACAUCACCGUGAAUGAGGGCAGCAACGUGACCCUGGUUUGCAUGGCAAAUGGGCGUCCUGAGCCUGUCAUCACCUGGAGGCACCUCACUCCAACAGGAAAGGAGUUUGAAGGCGAGGAGGAGUAUCUGGAGAUCCUAGGGAUCACGCGAGAGCAAUCGGGCAAAUAUGAAUGCAAAGCUGCCAACGAGGUUGCUUCAGCAGACGUCAAGCAAGUCCGGGUCACUGUGAACUACCCUCCCACCAUCACAGAGUCCAAGAGCAAUGAAGCGGCCACGGGACGACAAGCCUUACUCCGGUGCGAGGCAUCAGCAGUGCCCACGCCUGAUUUCGAGUGGUACAGAGAUGAUACCAGGAUAAACAGCGCCAAUGGUCUGGAGAUAAAGAGCACGGGGAGCCAGUCUCUGCUGAUGGUGGCCAAUGUCACUGAGGAACACUACGGGAACUACACCUGCGUGGCUGCCAACAAGCUGGGAGUCACAAACGCCAGCCUAUACCUUUACAAACGAGUUUUACCCACACUCCCCAAUCCUUUUCCAGGACCUGGCACAGGGAGAGUAGACAACGGCUCCAUGAGUUUGGCCAUCCCACUGUGGCUGCUGGCAGCGUCCCUGCUCUGCCUACUCAGCAAAUGUUAAUACAAAUCAGAAUUUAAAAAAAUAAUAAUAAUAAUAAUUAAAAAAAAAACCAACACGGCGACAACAACAACAACACACAAAACAAAACGCGUUAUACAGGAGACAGAGCGAAGAGAGGGGAGAGAGAAAAGGGGGGGGGAGAGAGAGAGGACUGUUUAUUUCACAACUUUUGUGUGUUCAGGAGCGAAGAGGGGGGAGAGGAAAACUUACAGCAAAGAAGACUCAGCAACAUUUAAUCCGAAAACUGACAAGCCGGCUGUCAAGUCACUGACCAUCUAGGAGGCAACACAAAGCAAGGGAGAGAAUGGGGCACCAGCAAGGAUCGUGUUGCCGGAGGAUGCUGCAAUGUAAACAAUCCAACAAAACCCGCAAAGCCAAUCGAACAGAAGAUCCCUUUUCUUUUCUCUCCUCCUUCCUCUUUUCCAUGCUCCCUCACCUUCCUUCCUCCUCUUUCUUUCUUUUGUGGAAAGAGGUCUUUGCUUCGGUGUCAAUAGCCACUUAACUUUUUGGAUGCCCUGGGUCAUUUUCGUGAGCCGAUGCUCAGCCAGUUCAUACUUUUGAAAACAAA